Molecule: messenger RNA, 3932 nt
Organism: Equus caballus (horse)
Lineage: Eukaryota; Metazoa; Chordata; Mammalia; Perissodactyla; Equidae
Gene: COQ10A
Product: coenzyme Q10A
Biological process (GO): ubiquinone biosynthetic process; cellular respiration
Cellular component (GO): mitochondrion
Molecular function (GO): ubiquinone binding
Source: RefSeq, a predicted model, not a curated record
GGUCGCGGCUUCAGUUCUAGCCUACCCUGCUGCCGGGCGGGAGUAGGGCGAGAGGAGCCGCAGCCCCGCGCCGCCGCUGCGCCCGGGGGCCCUGACGCCGCCCGGCUGCCGGUCUCCCGCUUUUCCUCUGGAGUGAGGAGGGCGCAGCGGGAACCCGAGCCGAGAGGGCCAGGGAGGGUCGCGCGCAUGGCCUCGGCGGGCGCGCGGCGGCUCCCGGCCGGGACGCGCGCGGCGGCCCAGCGCGGCUGCGGCCUCCCACUCCGCCCUCCGCGACCGCCGCGACCGCCGCGACCAAUGAGAUUUCUGAUGUCCUGCAGCCUCCUCUUGCCUCGGGCUGCAAAGGUCUUGGCGGCUGAGGCUGGCUUACCCUCAAGCCGUUCCUUCAUGGGCUUUGCCGCCCCCUUCACCAACAAGCGAAAGGCUUACUCUGAGCGUAGGAUCAUGGGUCCCUUGGCCUCUGUGAUUCCUUCCCCUAGGUAUUCAAUGCAGGAGAUGUAUGAGGUGGUGUCCAAUGUCCAGGAGUAUCGAGAAUUUGUGCCCUGGUGUAAGAAGUCUUUGGUGGUAUCCAGCCGCAAAGGUCACCUGAAGGCCCAGUUGGAGGUUGGCUUUCCACCUGUCGUGGAACGUUAUACCUCUGCUGUUUCCAUGGUCAAACCUCACAUGGUCAAGGCUGUUUGCACUGAUGGCAAGCUCUUCAACCACUUAGAGACCAUUUGGCGAUUCAGCCCUGGUAUUCCUGCCUACCCCCGAACUUGCACUGUGGACUUUUCGAGCUGGAGAGGUUACUGGUUGAUGACGCCUGUUUGCCAAGCUCCCUGACUCAUUCCAGCUUUCAUAGCAAUGGCCAGAAGAGGGAGCUCCUGGAAAGCGGAAGAACCACCUAAUGUGAACAGCUGGUACCUUUUCCCAGUUGGAAGCACUAUUUUGUUAUUAGCAUGGUUAUGGUGAUUUUCCUAGAUCUCUUGACCUUCUUUACUACACCCCUUUCUUGCCUUGUAUCAUCCCUUAUGCUGUUUUUUCAUCUCCUUACUGCCUACUGCCUAUUCCCAGAAUAUGAGAAUGUUAAGGAGCUUUUCUUAAAGUUUCCCACCAAUCCAGGCAACUGGUGGCUAUGGUUGCUGGGUCUAGCUCACCUGUGGAUGGUGAGGUACAAGCGCAUGAGCUCGGUGAACUGAGCCUCAGUAUAGCCUAACAUGUUGGUGAAAUUGUGGGACCAGUCCAGCUUAGAAUCAAUGGCCCCAAUACUGCUGCCUUCCCGGUAGAGAUUCCGGUAGAUCUUUGCUGCAACACAAGGCAGCUUUGCAAUCAGAUCCAUACAGUCUUCAUAAAUCAACUGAUGGGGAGAAGAGGCAAAUGGAGAAAAAAAAGAAAAGGAAUUAUCAACAAAGAAGAAUUAGGCAGGAAUACCAUUUAUCCUCCACGGAUUGAGCUAUUUGAGUUGAUGAUAAUAUGUUGGGUGGUUAUAUAUGGAGUAUAACAACAAGAACCAUUUAACUGAAUAGCUGUUAUGACCCAGGCACUGCGCUGAGUGAUUUACACAUACUAUCUCAUGCACAUUAAAGCUUAUUCCCAAUUUUUACCACUCUACAAAGUAUACACUGCCCUCUUUUUUGCAGAUGAGGGAAGUGAAGUUCAGAGCAUUCAGCUAAAUGCCAGAGUCAGAUUUUGAACCCUUAUAUAUUUAAUCAUGAUCUUUCCUACCACAUGACUUUGUACUCAACGAAUGUGCUAAGACACUAGGUUUCAAUAAUUCUAUAUUCCACCUUUUAAAGAAAAUUCACCAUAUGUGCCAAAGGUCAAACAGUGGCAUUCAAUUGUUAGUUAAUAACAAAAGCUUCCAUUUUUUAAGCACUUACUAUAUAACAGGUACUAUGCUAGAUAUGUUAUUUGCACUUUUUUCCUUUUCUUACAACAAUCCUGUAAGGUAACAUAUCCUUUAUUUUACAAAUGAAGAAACUGGGGCUUGGUCAGGUUCAGUAGCUUGUACAAGGUUAUCUACUCAGCUAAUAAGUAUCAUCUAGCUUAAACAAGUAGUAACUCAUGGCCACUCCUGUUUCAUCUAUAUCCUUACUUUCCCCUCUCAUCUCCCAAAUUAUUUUGAGUAAUCCCAGAUACCAUAUAUUUCAACAUGUAAAUAUUUUAAGCAUGUGCCUCUAAAAGAUAAAUGUCCUUCAUAAACAAAAUCACAAACCAUUAUCCCACUGAAAAAAAAUUUAACAAAUCCUCAAUAUCAUUAAAUAUCUACUCAGUAUACAAAGCCCCCCUCCACCUCAUUUGUUUGAUUCAGGACUGAAAAUAAGCCACAGUGCAAUUGUCUGAGAUGUCUCUAACGUCUUUUUUAUUCAAUUUAAGUUGCUUCUUAUGCUCUCCAUUUUUUACUUUGCAACUUAUUUGUGGAAAAUCAGAUCAUUUGUUCUGUAGAAUUUCCCACAGUUUAGAUUUUGCUGGUUAUCUACCUGUGAUAUCAUUUAAUAUGUUCCUCUGUCCACUGUAUUUCCUACAAGCUGAUCAUUAGAUCUAGAGGCUUGAACAGAUUCAAAUUCAAUUUUUUUAGCAAGAUUAUUUGAUAAAUAGCAAGCACUGUGUUCAUUUAUUAAGAGAAACAUAAUAUCUGGUUGUCUUUUUGUGAUGGUAAUACCUUGCUCAACUUUUACAUCUCAAUUUUAUCUUCACAAAGGGAUUUUAAGUUCCUAAAUUUAUGGAAGGGACAGGGUUUUAGUGGGGUUUUUAAAUAAUAACUUAAAUACUUGCUCACUGAUAUUACAUAGUGCUGUCCUAUCAAGCUAACUGGCCAAAUGUUCCUGCAAGAAGUCACGAGGUUUCAGUAGUUCUGCUGGAACAAAGAGCAAAAUCUAUACCCCUAAUGAAGUCAUUGAUUACUUAAGUACUCAGCGAAUUUUGUCAAUGCCACCAGGAUUCAAUGAAAAUACUGACAAAAUUAAAAAGCUACUUGAAGCAAGAAAUACUUAGCCAAGACUUGCAAAUUCUCAGACUAUUUACAUGAUAAUCAUACUAUUAACUAUACCUCCUUGCAGAUUCACAUACCCUAAGGAAGUAGGUUACUUGCAAAAGCCUACAUCAAGGAUAUGCAGUCCUAAGGGACCUGGAUUCAUUAGCAGAAUGCCAAGAACAGGAGCCCAGGCUAGGCAAACUGGUGUCUGUGGAGUAUAUACUAACUUUCAAAAUCAUUUGGAAAUUAUGAAUGGCCACAUCAUAAAGAAACUACAAAAAGGAGACUGUUUCAACUCCUACCACUGAGGAUGAAGUUCAUAAAGCAACAACUAUCAGACCAGGUAUGACAGUGUGGGAUCCUUACCUUCCUUUUUGUAGUGGUCAAUGCUAUAGUCAAGAAGAGAUUAAAAAAAUCAAAACCAAAAACUGACAGAGAACUCCUAUUUCUUUAAUAAGCUAAGACUCAGGUGCUAUUAGAUACUGGUACCAACUCAUUCUUCAUCUAUAAAGGCUUGGAAAAAAGACAUUAAGACAUGCCACCAUCACAGCUGUCUGUAAUAAAAGUAACAAAACUGACCGUAAUCAACACUGUGAGCCAGCAUCUCUAUUGCUAGUAAAAUUCUGGCCAAGUAUUUAAUUAUCCAUUAUUAUUAAGAAGACAGCCAGUAUUACUGGUGAAAAGACCUUAGAGUGAAGCAAACUCAAGUCUGAAUCUGGUCCCUACCACUUACUAACUGCAUGACCUUGGGCAAGCUACUUAAUUUUUUUAAUCCUCAGUUUUCCUGUUUGGUAAAAUGGGAAUAAAUAACAUCUAACUCAUAGGGUUGUUCUGAGGAUUAAAUCAGAUAAUGAAUACAAAGCAUGUAAUAUUAAGCACAUUUUCAAGAGUUAAGUGUUGAGAUGAUGAUUUUAUUAUAAACAGCUUCAAAACCUACAUGUACUGUGUAUAGGCCUUAUUAAAGGUGGCAUUACUAGCAAAA